GCAUAUCACUUAAAGUUGUGUUUGGUCGAUAAUUCGAGACGUUUCUGGUUUAAAACGUGGUGAGAUAGUAAAGUGCUCAUUUCAACGUCAGUUUUGAGUGGUUUAUUUGACAAAUUGAGAAUCAAGUUUCCUUCUAAUCUCGGAGAACAAUGUCAAACAACGAGGAGAAGUUCGAUGGAAUGUUGCUGGCCAUGGCCCAGCAACACGAAGGUGGUGUGCAAGAGCUGCUUGACACAAUCUUCAGUUUUCUUGCGAGAAAAACAGAUUUUUACACAGGAGGUGGGGAAGGAGCCGCAGAAAAGCUUGUCACCAGUAAAUUCAAAAAGCAUGAAGCUACAGCUAUUGAGAAAGCAGCCAGUGAAAAGGCAGAACGCGCAGAACAAGAAAAACGGCGUAAAGAAAGAUUGGAGAAGAAGAAGAGAGAAGAAAAAGCUGAGGAGGAAAAAUUCAAUUCAGAGUCUAAGAUUGUUGAAUUGACUGAUGAACAGGCUGUUAAGUUGCAGGAAGAAAUAGACAAUAAAAAGUCUGCUAAAGAAUUACCUGCUGUUCCUGGUCCAAGUGGUGAUACUGUAGAUAAUGAAAAAAAGGAGGACAACUCAGAAGAGGAGGAAGAAGAUGAAAAGGAGAAAGACAAACUUAGGCCUAAUAGUGGAAACGGAGCAGAUUUGCCCAAUUACAGAUGGACCCAGACACUUCAGGACUUGGAGAUUAAAGUGCCUUUGAAAGUGAACUUCUCGGCCAGGCCCAAGGACGUCUCGGUGACGAUCACGAAGAAACGGUUGACCUGCGGCGUCAAGGGUCAGCCGCCGAUCAUCGACGGUGAUUUUCCACACGAAGUCAAAGUCGAGGAAUCCACGUGGGUGAUCGAGGAUGGAAAAGUGUUGCUUAUCAACCUGGAGAAGGUGAACAAAAUGCAGUGGUGGGCGCACGUGGUGACCUCUGACCCGGAGAUCAGCACGAAGAAAGUGAACCCCGAGCCUAGCAAACUGUCGGAUCUCGACGGUGAGACGAGAGGUCUGGUGGAGAAGAUGAUGUACGACCAGAGACAGAAGGAGCUAGGCCUGCCAACGUCCGACGAGCAGAAGAAGCAAGACGUGAUCAAAAAAUUCAUGGAACAGCAUCCCGAGAUGGAUUUCUCCAAGUGCAAGUUCAACUGAAAUGGUUCCGACGAUCGAUGGAUGGCCGGAAGAACGAAAGUUCCACGUGUUAUUGCGAAACUUAUUAACAGAAGAUAAAAGAUAAUAUGAUAUAAAGAAAAA
Messenger RNA from Frieseomelitta varia, 1259 nucleotides. It is a transcript of the gene nudC, whose product is annotated as nuclear migration protein nudC. Gene Ontology annotation, biological process: protein folding. Bases 150 to 1157 code for a protein of 335 amino acids. The transcript has 7 exons. NCBI's taxonomy places the organism in Eukaryota, Metazoa, Arthropoda, Insecta, Hymenoptera, Apidae. Gene Ontology annotation, cellular component: cytoplasm. The record is from RefSeq and is a predicted model, not a curated record.